This is a messenger RNA of Epinephelus fuscoguttatus (brown-marbled grouper), 1876 nucleotides long. Its product is annotated as voltage-gated potassium channel subunit beta-2-like. Bases 546 to 1856 code for a protein of 436 amino acids. Gene Ontology annotation, molecular function: voltage-gated potassium channel activity; potassium channel regulator activity; transmembrane transporter binding. The transcript has 18 exons. Lineage: Eukaryota; Metazoa; Chordata; Actinopteri; Perciformes; Serranidae. The record is from RefSeq and is a predicted model, not a curated record. Gene Ontology annotation, cellular component: membrane; voltage-gated potassium channel complex; extrinsic component of cytoplasmic side of plasma membrane. Gene Ontology annotation, biological process: potassium ion transport; regulation of action potential; regulation of potassium ion transmembrane transport.
AACGCUAUUAAAGAUGACGAAGACAAUUUUGAUAUUUCCAGCGACACCCUUGAUGCUGACAGGAGAGACGAAUCUCGGCAUGAGUCAAACAGCAGCAGUCAUGAUUAAAAAGGCUAAGAAAAGAGAAUCUGCUGAGACUGAAAAUCCAGAAAUUGAACAAGGAGAUGGCCUCCCUUUGCCAGAAAGUUGGGCCCAGGCCAAUGCUGUAGUGACGGAGUCAACAUCCUCAUCUGCACCCCCCUUCCUCAUCAGCCACCUCCUCCUCCUCAUCUGACAAUUCCAGCUCCUCCUCCUCCUUGUCCUCCUCCUCCUUUUCAGAAGAUGAGAAGAAAAGAAGAAAACGGUACAAAAAGAACAGGGACAACAAAAAGAGCCACAUCGAAAAGGGAAAGAAGAAGAAGAAAGUGGCAAAAGAAAAGACACUUGGCAGAAGAGCCUGUCAUCCCACGGAGAUCAUUGCCAGACACAAGAGGGUGUUGAGAGCAUACAACAGUGGAAAGAAAUUGGGCAAAGCAUGUGCAUUCGCUGGUGUAACAGAGCUGACGAUGCCCAAGCUUGGGAGCAGUGGAGUGGUGCCACCUGGGAGUCGAGACAGCAGUGGGAUAUGCCGAAGUGGUAGCAUCAGCAGCGCGUCAGGAGGCAAGAUACUGUCCCUGUCAUCCAUGAGUGAGAGUGUGCACAGUGGCCUGAGCUGUUUCUUAUCAGAGCAAGCACUGGAGCAGGAAGAAAAGCAGCAGCGCAGUAGCCAGUUAGCAGAAUUUCAGCGUCUGAGAGAGGUUCGUGCUGCUGCUCAGCUCAAAAACCUGGAGGAUUUUCUCAGGAUGAACCAUGUUUCACUCAGGGACAGCACUUCUUAUUCCACUGGCAUGAUUUACAGAAAUCUGGGCAAAUCAGGCCUGAGAGUGUCUUGUCUUGGAUUAGGCACGUGGGUUACCUUUGGAGGACAGAUAACGGAUGAGGUGGCAGAGGAGCUGGUGACGUUGGCAUAUGAGAAUGGGAUCAAUCUGUUCGACACAGCUGAAGUGUAUAAUGCUGGAAAGGCGGAAGUUGUCUUGGGAAGUAUCAUAAAGAAGAAAGGUUGGAGGCGUUCCAGUUUAGUCAUCACCACCAAAAUCUUCUGGGGUGGAAAAGCAGAAAUGGAAAGAGGAUUGUCAAGAAAACAUAUAAUCGAAGGUCUAAGGGCAUCACUAGAGAGACUUCAGCUGGAGUACAUAGAUGUGGUUUUCGCGAAUCGUCCAGAUCCUAACACACCUAUAGAAGAAACGGUGAGGGCGAUGACCCAUGUGAUCAACCAGGGGAUGGCCAUGUAUUGGGGGACAUCACGGUGGACCUCCAUGGAGAUUAUGGAGGCAUAUUCGGUGGCUCGACAGUUCAACCAGAUCCCACCCAUCUGCGAACAGGCAGAGUACCACAUGUUCCAGAGGGAGAAGGUUGAAGUGCAACUCCCUGAACUCUUCCACAAGAUAGGCAUUGGAGCUAUGACAUGGUCUCCACUGGCCUGUGGGAUCCUCUCAGGGAAGUAUAACAGUGGGAUCCCCUCUUGUUCACGUGCCGCACUCAAGGGUUAUCAGUGGAUGAAGGACAAGAUCCUGAGUGAGGAGGGACACCGCCAACAGAUGAAGCUCAAAGAGUUGCAGGCAGUGGCUGAGCGACUAGGCUGCACCCUGCCCCAACUAGCCAUUGCAUGGUGCCUGAGGAGUGAGGGGGUGAACUCUGUCCUGCUGGGAGUCUCCAGAACCGAUCAGUUGAUGGAGAAUGUCAGAGCAAUACAGGUUCUUCCGAAGUUAUCACUGUCAGUUGUAUCUGAGGUGGAUAACCUCUUGGGGAACAAGCCCUAUAGUAAGAAGGCUUCCUAGAAGAUCCUAGAAGCACCAGG